Oncorhynchus keta (chum salmon) is the source of this 2623-nucleotide messenger RNA. RefSeq names its product zinc finger protein 572-like. The transcript is spliced from 4 exons. Gene Ontology annotation, biological process: regulation of transcription by RNA polymerase II. The record is from RefSeq and is a predicted model, not a curated record. The coding region runs from base 466 to 1887 and encodes 473 amino acids. NCBI's taxonomy places the organism in Eukaryota, Metazoa, Chordata, Actinopteri, Salmoniformes, Salmonidae. Gene Ontology annotation, molecular function: DNA-binding transcription factor activity; RNA polymerase II cis-regulatory region sequence-specific DNA binding.
GGCGUGUGCAAUAUCUCAAUUCUCCUUGCGCACAAAAACAACGCAAAGGGUUAUGCAGAGCACUCUGUUACAAAUUCUAGUUUUAGAAGCUGAAUACUGCUGUAUGGAGAUCAAAUGUUUAAUCGAUGAGAACAUUUGCAGAACGUUGGCCAAAAUCCAUCUCGCGCCAUUUUCUCACACUGGGCUUCUUCUGGUAGUGAGUGGAAACGCGACCCGGAUGCUUCACAUUUACACAACCGGUGAAAUAUCUGGCUCGUUGUAUCUGUGGUCGAGACGCUGAAUCGCUUCCCGUCUGUAUUAGUGACGGACAGAUGCUGACGAAAUACUGCCGGUACUCUUUUGACAUUUUAGUCUUGCUGCACUAAAUUUGACUUCGAGGCGUUGGCAUCUAUACUUAAACAGCCUAUUUAUUCUACACUUCACCCAGUAACAAUUACUUAUUUUGAGGGCAUUUUCGAUCCAAUAAUGGCAAAUUCCGUUGCCUUUCACACUCAGCUAGCCUCCAUCAUGGAGGUUUUAGCUAACGCGGCCGUGGCUGAAAUCUGCGAGCUUGUUGACAAUGGCUAUGCGGUCCUGCAUUUGGAGAUAUCUCAAGGGCAGAAGGAGAAUGAAGCGUUGAGGAGAAAACUACGGAUGAUGGAGCUGAAAGUGUCUCGUGCGAGUGCCAUGAGAGUGGGAAUGGGAAGCUCAAUCCUCGCGCACGGUCGCUUUCGAACACACGUUGGCAUGGAAUCGAGAAGGACAUCAAGCAGCGAGGUACAUUGUCGGAGAGGAGUUGAUUCCCAGUUGGUCACCAGCCUGUUUAGGGACGGAAAGUCCCCAGGUGACACUGGACAGACUACCACACAGAGAAAGCCUGCUGCGUUGGAUGAGAUAAAGCCCAAAUCACCUACCAUCAAAGAGGAGAGGCGGGAAGAAGCCUGGGACAAUCAUGACCAACGAGAGAGAUUGCGUACCGGAGCUUUAAAUCACAGUGUUGAUGGAGGAGAAAGGCAUUCCAACAUCGUCACAGAGGCCACACAACCAAUCAGCAAACAGGAGAAUGCCAGCUCUUGUAAAUGGGUGAGUGGCGAAACCGACAACAAUGAAAACCUGAGUGUGAACAAAAGAUCUCAAACCCCAGCAUUGGAAGAUGGUGAUGGAAUACUUGACCAUGCAGGCUUUGAUUGUAUGAUGUUUGAGCCCCCCAGACAACUUGGGACCCUUAGCACCCAGGGUCCUGGGGCUGAUCUUCCUGAGUGCUCUUACUCUCAUGUGGAUGUUGUACCUCUUAAUUCUGAUUCAGAGAAUAGUUUUCCCUUUUCGAUGAACAAGGUGAGUCGCUCCGUAACUGAGCACAAACAACCUGUAACUUACAGAGACAAUAGACAGAGGGUGCCGUUGCCCUCAGAUGAGCCUCACAUGACUGUGCGAAAAGGCAUGGAGACCGGAUCCAAUGCCUUGGUAAUGACGGAUGGUUGGGUCUCCCAUGACAGUCAUAAUAACGACGCUGUGAAUUACAACCAAGACGGCACAGCAGGUAACCGGUUCAUUUGUAGUUUCUGUGGUAAGACUUUGGCGUGUCUGAAGAACCUCAAGACACACCUUAGGGUUCACACCGGGGAGAAGCCGUUCAGCUGCAUGCAGUGCGGGAAACGCUUCUCCGACUCCAGCAACCUCAAGCGACACCAGAGCGUACACACGGGGGAGAGACGCUACGGCUGCAGCCACUGCGGCAAGCGCUUCGCCCAGUCGGGGCACCUCAAAGUGCACCUUAGCGUACACACAGGAUGCAAGCAGUUCAGAUGCCCACAGUGUGAAAAGACUUUCAUAUCGGCCAAUCACCUCAAGAGACACAUCAGUGUCCACGAUGGAGAAGAAAGUAUUUUACCAACCACUUUUCAGUGAGUGAAAGCAUACCCAAACGUGCUCCAGCCCAGCUUGAACAAAAAAAUGAAUUGGGGGCUCGACUGAAGGAGUUGAUCAUCCAAAAAGUAUUCCAUACACUUUUGAAUGACUGUUUUUGUAACUCUUAUCAUUGAAGUUGUUUAUCACUCAUCCUCAGCCCACUGUGUGAAAAAUUGGUUUGCGGACUCAAGGUGUCUCAUCAGACAAAACUGUUCACACAGGAGAAAGACCCUCUAUCUGCAUACAGUCUAGGUGAGGAGCUUACUGUGAAACACAACCUUACACUUCACCUAUAGAGAAACCAUUCUGGUUGCUCAAGUGCUGGUGAUGUAUUGUCACUGAGUGUACCAGGAACACUAUCAUGAAUAAUUCUACUUUAACAUUUUGACUGAACACAUUUUUGUCUGUAGACUAUUUGUCAUUCACAGUUUAGGAGUAGUCUUAUAACGAAACAAAAACAGUGGAAUCAACAAAUAAUUUGUGUACGUCCAUUAAUAUUUCAAGUGCUGCAAGCAAUAUAUGAAAUGUGCAGUACAAAGUUACAACUAUUGUUAAUGUAAGAAAUGCUACCUCUUUAGGAAAAACACUCCUCCAAUCACUCUAGUCAAAUGCUAUCUCGCAAAGGCUCAUUGAUGACAUUUUUGUAAUAAGUAUUCUGUUGCACACACAAUUUUUUUUUAGAAUUACCCUUGAAAAUGGAUGUUUUUGUGAAAUAAACAAUUUAAGAAAAAGGCCA